CCUCCGGGGACUUGGCCGCCGCGUGCCCGUUUGCCGCGCAAGACGCGCCUGGCUUCCGCACGCGCGCGGCAAGCGGUUGCAACGGCAGGCGGGAGCCCGCAGGGCGGGCAUGGAGUUCUGCACCCUGCCAAGGAGACGCGAUUGCGUCUCUUCGCGGGAGCGCGCACUGAAGUGAUGCUGCCAGGAAACGUCUAGGAAGCCAGCGGGGCCCUCGGGGCGCGCGGCGUCGCCUCCCCACCUUCCCUCUCAGGAUGAGAUGCGGGACGGCCGUCGCCAGCGCCUGAAUUUUCUGUUGGGGGGAAUGGAGGCGGGGCGCGCUUGGUUUCCUUAGAAGCUGCGGAGCAAAGCCCCCUCCCUAUCGCUUGGCCCCGCCGAGGGGAGCGCUGAGGGCUGCCCCCGCCAAGGCCUUUGCUCGGUGACCCCUUUGAACCCCUUGCGGGCUCAGUUUCGCAGGAGCUGCGGGAGGGGAUUUGCCCUCGUCUCGGCAGCGGUCUCUCUCCAACCCCCUAACCGAACCCGUCCAACAAGUUAGGCGGGGCGCGGAGCCGCCGCCCCCCGCACGUCGCAGGAGGAGCUCCCACAGCGGAGGUCCCGGGGAGGGGCGCGCCGCCGAGCCGAUCUUCGCAAGGCUGCUGCUGCGCCGUCGAGCGAGUCUCCGGGGCGCCCACUCCGGACUGGAAAGGCUGUCACCAGCCCCGUCUCCAGCGCAGCCGGACCCCUCCUCCUAGGAACCCCGGUGUCCUGCGUCCCAUUGCUCCUCCGCCAUCCAGCCGGCCACUCGACCUCCUCUUGCGCCCACAGGGCAGGCGGGAGCCCGUCUUGGCCAUGGCUGCGGCAGGCGCCGGCAAGUUCCAGUUUGCCAUCGACCGCGGGGGUACUUUCACCGACGUCUUCGCCCGGUGCCCUGGAGGGAAGGUCCGGGUGCUGAAGCUGCUCUCGGAGGAUCCGCUCAACUACAGCGACGCCCCCACCGAGGGUAUCCGCCGCAUCUUGGAGGAGGAAUGUGGUGUCCUGUUCCCCAAAGACCAGCCCCUGGACACGUCGCGCAUUGAGUGGAUCCGGAUGGGCACCACUGUAGCCACCAACGCCUUGCUGCAGCGCAGGGGAGAGCGGCUGGCUCUGCUCAUCACCAAGGGCUUCCGGGACUUGCUACACAUUGGGAACCAGGCCCGGCCCCACAUCUUUGACCUGGCAAUAUCGAUGCCAGAACUGCUGUAUGAGGCUGUGGUGGAGGUGGAGGAGCGCGUGGUCCUGCAUCGCGAGGGAUGCCAGCUCUUUGACUCGGUCCAGCCAACCACAGGGUUGACGGGGGAAUUCCUGGUGGUGCAGCGACCUGUGGAUCUGGAUGCCCUGCGGGGGAAGCUGAAGGGACUGUUGGCCCGGGGGAUCUGCAGCCUGGCGGUGGUACUUCUACACUCCUACAUGUGGCCGGACCACGAGCGGCUGGUGGGGGACCUGGCCCAGGAGCUGGGCUUCCAGCAGGUCUCUCUCUCCUCUGAGGUGAUGCCCAUGGUGCGGGCAGUGCCCCGAGGCUACACCGCUUGCGCUGAUGCCUACCUCACUCCUUGCAUCCGCCGCUACCUGAACAGCUUCCAGGCCGGUUUUGCUCACCAGCUGCAGGGCGUGCCGGUCAUGUUCAUGCGCUCCGACGGCGGCCUCAGCCCUAUGGAGACCUUCAGCGGCUCUCGGGCCAUCCUGUCGGGCCCAGCAGGGGGAGUCGUGGGCUAUGCCACCACCACCUUCCGCCAGGCGGACGGGCAGCCCGUCAUUGGCUUUGACAUGGGAGGCACAUCCACAGACGUGAGCCGCUACGCUGGGGAGUAUGAGCAUGUCUUUGAGGCCCUGACUGCCGGCAUCAGCAUCCAGGCCCCGCAGCUGGACAUCAACACCGUGGCAGCCGGCGGGGGCUCUCGGCUCUUCUUCAGGUCCGGGCUGUUUGUCGUUGGCCCUGAGUCGGCAGGUGCCCAUCCUGGCCCCGCUUGUUACCGGAAGGGGGGGCCCCUGACUGUGACGGAUGCCAACCUGUGCCUGGGCCGCCUCCUGCCCAGCUACUUCCCUCGCAUCUUUGGGCCCAGCGAGGACCUGCCACUCUCGCGGGAGGCCGCAGUGCAGGCCUUUGAGGAGCUGACUGCCAGCGUCAACGCCUUCCUGGGUGCCAGCUCACCCCUCAGCGUGGAGGAGGUAGCCAUGGGCUUCAUCCGUGUGGCUAACGAAGCCAUGUGCAGGCCCAUCCGAGCCUUGACGCAGGCCCGGGGCCACGACACCUCGCGCCAUGUGCUGGCCUGCUUUGGCGGCGCCGGAGGGCAGCACGCUUGUGCCAUCGCGCGGGCCUUGGGCAUGAGCAAGGUCUUCAUCCACAAGCACAGUGGGAUCCUGUCAGCCUAUGGGCUGGCGUUGGCCGACGUGGUGCACGAGGCCCAGGAGCCCUGCUCCCUGGCCUAUGGGCCUGAGGCCUACGCCCAGCUGGACCGGCGUGUGGCAGCUCUGGAGGCCGAGUGCGUGCAGGCUCUGGAGGCCCAGGGCUUUGCCAGAUCCCAGAUCAGCACAGAGGCCUUCCUGCACCUGCGCUAUGAGCGGACUGACUGCGCCCUCAUGUGCUCCACCAAGGGCUACCCGGCUACCCCCGAGUCCUGUCGCACUGGGGACUUCCGCGCUGCCUUUGCGGCCAGGUACCUGCAGGAAUUUGGCUUCACCAUCCCAAGCCGGGCCAUCCUGGUGGAUGACGUGAGGAUAAGAGGCACAGCCGGUUCUGUACUGGGCCAGGAGCAACCGGUGGCUGACAGCAAACAGCCUGCCCACCGGGAGAUGGUGUCCCGCUGUUACUUUGAGGGUGGCUACCUGGACACCUGUGUCUACCUGCUGGAGGACCUCACCUGGGGCCACUCCAUACCUGGCCCCAGCAUCAUCAUUGAUAAGAACAGCACCAUCCUUGUGGAGCCAGCCUGCACGGCCUCCAUCACCCGUCUAGGUGACAUCUGCAUUGCAGUGGGAUCCGGGAUGGAGCGCCCUGUUGGCCCCCAGAUUGACCCCAUUCAGCUGUCCAUCUUCUCCCAUCGCUUCAUGAGCAUCGCAGAGCAGAUGGGACGCGUUCUGCAGCGCACGGCCAUCUCCACCAACAUUAAGGAGAGGCUGGACUUCUCCUGUGCCCUCUUUGGACCCAACGGGGGACUGGUCUCCAAUGCACCCCACAUCCCCGUCCAUUUGGGUGCCAUGCAAGAGACGGUCCAAUUUCAGAUCCGGAACCUGGGCUCCGACCUCCAUGAGGGGGACGUUCUCUUGAGCAACCACCCAUGUGCAGGGGGCAGCCACCUGCCUGACCUGACCGUCAUCACCCCGGUUUUCUGGCCGGGGCAGCCCAGGCCUGUGUUCUUUGUGGCCAGCCGGGGGCACCAUGCAGACAUUGGGGGGAUCACACCUGGCUCGAUGCCCCCACACUCCCGCUCCCUCCAGGAGGAGGGGGCCGUCUUCAUUUCCUUCAAGCUGGUCAAAGACGGUGUCUUCCAAGAGGAGGCGGUUACUGAGGCCCUGAUGGCUCCAGCUCACACCCGUGGCAGCAGUGGCACACGCAACCUCCACGACAAUCUGUCUGAUCUGCGUGCUCAGGUGGCAGCCAAUCAGAAGGGGAUCCAGUUGGUGAAUGAACUGAUUGGUCAGUACGGAUUGGAAGUGGUGCAAGCAUACAUGGCCCACAUCCAGGCCAAUGCAGAAGUAGCUGUACAAGGGAUGCUGCGAGACUUUGCCGCACGCCAGGGGGAGCCAGGGUGCCCUCUGCUGGUGGAGGCGGAGGACUUCAUGGACGACGGCUCCCCCAUUCGCCUGAAGGUGACUGUGGAUCCCCAGGAGGGCAACGCCGUGUUUGAUUUCACCGGGUCUGGCCACGAGGUCUACGGGAACUGCAACGCGCCUCGGGCCAUCACCCUCUCGGCCCUGAUCUACUGCUUGCGCUGCAUGGUGGGCCAGGAGAUCCCUCUCAACCAGGGUUGCCUGGCACCCGUGCGGGUCAUCAUCCCCAAGGGCUCCAUUCUGGAUCCGUCCUUGGAUGCCGCCGUGGUGGGGGGCAACGUGCUGACUUCGCAGAGGGUGGUCGAUGUCAUCUUCCGUGCAUUUGAGGCCUGUGCAGCUUCUCAGGGCUGCAUGAACAACGUCACAUUCGGGAAUGAACGUGUCGGCUACUACGAGACCGUGGCCGGGGGUGCUGGGGCAGGACCCCAUUGGCAUGGGCGCAGUGGGGUGCACACCCACAUGACCAACACCCGCAUCACCGACCCUGAGAUCCUGGAGAAACGGUAUCCUGUGGUCUUGAACUGCUUUGAGCUAGCCCCGGGCACAGGGGGAGCAGGGCACUUCCGAGGCGGGGACGGGGUGCGCCGGGAACUCCAGUUUCGGGAGGCGAUGGUGCUAUCGGUGCUGAGUGAGCGGAGAGCUUUCCGGCCGUACGGCCUGCGAGGGGGUGAGUCUGGCUCUCCAGGCCUGAACCUGCUGGUCCGGCAGGACGGUCGGACCAUAAACCUGGGUGGGAAGACGUCUGUGGAAGUGUCCCCUGGGGACAUCUUCCUCCUGCAGACCCCUGGUGGAGGAGGCUUCGGACCGCCCACCAUGCCUUCUGCUUCCCCCAAAGGGCAGGGAACAUCCCCCGGAGGCUGGCCCUUUGUGGAGCGAGGAAGCCUCUAUGACUACCGCCUGGCUCAGGAGAUGGCGUGAUGGGCAUGCUGGCAGGGAGGGUUGUGUUCUUGUGGGUAUUAUUUGGCCAUUGUGGGGAAGACACAGGCGCAGUGGGGCGUAGGGCAGACGUGGAGACAGGAAUCCCAUGGGGUGCACAUAGCCCUGUGGGCCUAGCUCUCGCUCUUUGCCAUGGGAGGGAUGGAGGGGGGAAGAGGUGUGAGGAAGAGGAAGACACAGUCUGAAGUGGAUAUACUGUAUUCCUGUAGUAUGUGUUUGGGGGGGGGAAUGUGUGAAUAUCAGAAUCCGCAACUCCACUUCUUCCCACAAGGGGGCAGCAGGGCCUGACAUUUGUCCUUGAGCCAGACUGGCGGGGGGGUGGGGGGAACAUCCUGUGACCCCAGGGCUGCUAGGAAUUCAUCUCCCCUAACUUGGGAAGAAAGGAGACCCUCCCAGGUGCUCAGCCGUGGCUGCCACUUCUGGCUGGCCGUCGCUUGCCCACAGCUCUGCCUUCACUGCUUCAGCCUUGCCCGCUGCUCUGAGCAAAUUCCCACCCCCCCCCCAGCAGCCCCUCCUCUGCGGAGGAAGACCCUUCUCCCAAACCAGGCUCUGCUGCGCAGCCCCUCUCAGCUAGGGUCUUGUUCGGGCAGCAUCCGGCCUUGGGGGAAGCACUCUGGGUGCAGUCCCUGGGGAGGGGGACCUCCGGGGACAGCAGGUUCUGCAACAGGAGCCCCUCAUGGAUCUCUUUGUGGAGCUUGGCUGGGCCAAUUCAUGGCUUCCCUUCUUCAAAGUUCAAGGGCUGAAUAAACAUGGAGCAACCAGUUCACCAUUUGGCUUGUGGUCAGUGG
Messenger RNA from Rhineura floridana, 5507 nucleotides. It is a transcript of the gene OPLAH, whose product is annotated as 5-oxoprolinase, ATP-hydrolysing. NCBI's taxonomy places the organism in Eukaryota, Metazoa, Chordata, Lepidosauria, Squamata, Rhineuridae. Gene Ontology annotation, cellular component: cytosol. The coding region runs from base 826 to 4701 and encodes 1291 amino acids. Gene Ontology annotation, molecular function: 5-oxoprolinase (ATP-hydrolyzing) activity. The record is from RefSeq and is a predicted model, not a curated record. Gene Ontology annotation, biological process: glutathione metabolic process. The transcript is spliced from 26 exons.